GAGAUAUAUGCGGUGCGCUCCGAGGGAAGAGGUGGCCGAAGGACAUAUUUUGACUUGCACAACUCUUUUUGCUUUCCGUGGAGAGGAGAGAAAAGGUCUCCAUGAUACUACAGGCCCGGGGUUUGGAAGGGCUGGUAUAUCGUUGAGAUGCGAACAGGAAACCUCCAUGAAACUGCACGAGCUUUUCUUUAGCUCCUCAUGUCUGCGCUCAAAGGAAGAUUCGUGGCACGCAUUUAAGUUUUGGAGACGUUCGAGAUGUUCAUCUAGCGUUGGAGGUAGCCCGAGAAGAGUCGCUCUAUCCAUGACGGGCCUUUAUCACUCGCUCUAAUAGCUAGACAGGGAUAUCAGACGAACAUAGCGGCGGCCAUGGUGAUGUUUUCUUGUGCCCGCAGCGGGGAGAACAUCUCUCCAUGGGAUACUGGGCUAGAUACUUCUAGACUCCUCAGCGUGGCAGGAUGCCGUAGUGAAGAACCCCGGGCGGAUUGCGAGUUUAAGGUUAGAGAGAGGACGCAGACUGCUCCAUGCCACGUGCAAUUUUGCACUUGCAGCCGGGGGAAGUAUACGGGGACGAGAGAGUCUUUGCUCAAGCGCAGCAUAAGGCAGGUUUUGCAUGGUUUCGAAAGACAGCCACAAGGAUCCGGAAAAGCAGUCUCCCCAUGUGUUGAUCUUGCGUCGCUUUUUGGUCACCUCACAGAGCAAUCCCAUCGCCUCCACUCACAGGUAUUUUCUCCGACAUGGGCCUAUUAUUCUGAGUCUCCUUCGGUCCACAAAGGCUCAACUUGUAGGAAUGUGGUAUUCGCCUUAGACAUAUUGCGUCAGGCUAGCCUUUUAAGAUUCUUAGAGAAGACAGGUGUAGAGUAGCGUACUCGGAACUGAAAGAAGGGGGAAGACAUCAACUUCGUGGAAACUUCCUUCUGAGUCUGGAACAACAUAGAAGCGGUUCUCACG
This is a messenger RNA of Trematosphaeria pertusa, 948 nucleotides long. RefSeq lists its product as uncharacterized. Bases 367 to 861 code for a protein of 164 amino acids. Lineage: Eukaryota; Fungi; Ascomycota; Dothideomycetes; Pleosporales; Trematosphaeriaceae. The transcript has a single exon. The record is from RefSeq and is a predicted model, not a curated record.